Messenger RNA from Saccostrea echinata, 1176 nucleotides. RefSeq names its product sulfotransferase 2A8-like. Gene Ontology annotation, molecular function: sulfotransferase activity. Bases 86 to 919 code for a protein of 277 amino acids. The transcript is spliced from 5 exons. Gene Ontology annotation, biological process: sulfation. Gene Ontology annotation, cellular component: cytoplasm. The record is from RefSeq and is a predicted model, not a curated record. Lineage: Eukaryota; Metazoa; Mollusca; Bivalvia; Ostreida; Ostreidae.
CGACUGGAUUCGCAGGGGUGAGAGAAGAGUGGGUCAAUUUAACUUCAGGUUGAUAUGUUACUUUGAUGAGACAGGUUUUGAUUUAAUGAUGACGACAAAGGAAAAGUUAAGUGUAGACGGACUGCUAGUUCCAGCAUUUUUGCCACUUCAAACCUUAACGGACGCCCGGAAACGAAUUGCAGAUAUUGAAAAUUUACCCAUUAGGAAAGAUGACGUUUUUGUUAUUUGCUAUCCAAAAUCAGGAAACCAUUGGCUGAAUGAAAUCGUUCCCCGCCUUCAGAAUUCAUGUCUGGACACCCCUCACAAAAUGACCGACACCUUCUUAGAGUUUAUACCAAAUCUACAGGAAAUGGAGACUGUUCCUUCGCCUCGAAUAAUGGCAUCCCAUCUUCCAGUUAAAUAUAUUCCAAAGGAAAACAAUGGAAAAAUUAUCCAAUCCAUUCGUAACCCGAAGGACAUUGUAGUGUCCGCUUUUCAUCAUUAUACAAAAGAUCCAUUUAUCAAGAACUACGUGCCUCUUGACUGGCCCACCUUCUUGGACGAAUUCUUACAUGGGGACUGUUACUAUGGUAGUUGGUUUGAAUACGAGAAAGAGUGGGAAGAAGCAGCAGGACAAAACUCCGAAAAGAUACUGAUUGUCUAUUAUGAAGAUCUAAAGAAAAAUGGGAUGGAGACGAUGCGACAGAUAUCCAAUUUUCUCGGAACCUCGUCUGAUCCUAAAUUUCUUCAGGCUGUUUAUGAUGAAUGUACAUUUGCGAAAGUAAAAGAAAGAGAAAAGGAUUCAAUAUGGAACUUUAUCUACAGAAAAGGAGAGGUUGGUGAUUGGAAAUCGAUGUUUACCGAGGAACAGAAUAAGAAGUUUGAUCAGGUCUUCAAUGAAAAAAUGAAGGAUUCGAAAUUAAAAAUACAAUGGGAGUAAAUGGUUUUUAACAAUUUUCGAUGGACUUUGUAUAAUUAUCAAAUGUUUCCCGACAUUUAACUUGUAAAGGACGCUUAUGUAUUCCCUUAUAACCUAUAUUAUCACUAUAUCAUAUGGAAUAAUUUGGAAGCAUAAAUUGUAGUUGUGUGUGGCAUUUUUGCGACACUUGUACUGAGUAAAAUGAAGAAAAAAUGUAUAAAAAGGAAACAUUGUUUGCUAAAAUUUAGGUUGUCAACCAUAUAAACAGACGUAAAUAA